UGAAACAACAUAAAAAAAACAUAAAGGAUUUAAUUAAAGUGUGAUUUAUACGUUUAGAAGAACUGAUGUGUUAUUAUCAGUAUGACUAACUUAAAGGGAAAUAAAUAUGUGGCCUAAUGUGUCCUGUGUGCUUCCAUCAAGGUGAAGGUUAGGAAACGUGUAAUGAUUAAUACAGACAUUCUGGAGCAGGUAAGACAUUAAGCACCUUUUUUUCACCCUUUCUCUCAGUCAGACACCUUAAAACAACAAGCAGCACCUGAAACGUUUCUCCACUCCCGGACCUGACACACAUCCUAACACCUACUCACCUUUUAUUUAGUCAGUGGACCAGAGGAAAAUGGCUGGAAGUCAUUGUUGGUUCAGUAUCAACAUUGUGUAAGGCAUAGCUGCUAUGUUUUCCUGAUUUCUUAUGCAUUCAGGAUUGGGUUUGAAAAGAAAAGAAUAUUUUAUUCGACUACGAGGAGUGACUUGAAUUCAAAUUUCUGCCUCAGACCAACUCCUCACUUACCUUCCACAAACAGGCUCCUGCUUGUCCAACCUGAACACACCCACAAGUGAGUGCUUUUAAAACAUUUAGACAAAUGGAGGUAGUCAAACAUAUACGCUCUUAUGCUGUUUGUUAUAGCCUUGUCCACAACGAUUUACCUCAGACAAGUUUGCCCAGUGCAGUCUCUGAGGCUUUCCACAACCACAAUGGUUACGUUUGACAACACCUCUUUGAACCACAGUGCCUUCUACUGUAAAUUUAAUGAAGAGUUCAAGUACAUCCUCCUCCCUGUCAGCUACUCCCUGGUGUUCAUCGUCGGCCUUGUGCUGAACACCACCGCCUUGUAUGUGAUCAUGUGUCGCAGAAAGCGAUGGACCCCGUCCACCAUCUACAUGUUCAACCUGACGAUGUGCGACACCCUCUACAUCCUCACCCUGCCUUUCCUUGUCUACUACUACGCUGAUGAGAACGACUGGCCCUUCACUGAACCGUUGUGCAAGAUUAUACGCUUCCUUUUUUACGCCAACUUAUAUGGUUCCAUCCUGUUCUUGUGCUGCAUCAGUCUGCAUCGCUUCGUGGGUAUCUGUUAUCCAGUACACUCUCUGCACUGGGUCAGUGGUCGUCGGGCCAGACUGGUUUCCGGGGGUGUCUGGGCCAUUGUAUUACUGUGCCAAGCUCCUUUACUCUACUUCUCUAGAACAAGUAACAAAUAUGGCCGCAACAUAUGCUACGACACCACCAGCCCGGAGCUCUUUGACGACUUCCUGGUAUACAGCUCCGUUGUGUCCGUGCUUAUGUUUGCCCUACCCUUCAUGGUGGUGAUGGUGUGCUACGGCCUCAUGAUGCGAAAGCUUCUUGAGCCUACAUGGGAGGCAGAGGGGAGAGAAGGGGAGCGGGGAUGUCUGGCAGGACGGCGAUCCAAGCAGAAAUCAGUCAAGAUGAUCAUCAUUGUGCUGGCCACAUUCAUGCUCUGCUUCCUACCUUUCCACUUGACCCGGAGCCUUUACUACUCCUUCAGAUAUCUCAGGCAGGUCGAUCCAGCACAGAUAAGCUGCAGUUUGCUGGAGGGCUCCAGCAUUGCCUACAAGGUCACCCGACCUUUUGCUAGCGCAAACAGCUGUCUGGACCCUAUACUAUAUUUCCUGUCUGGGCAGGAAACACGGAACGAAAUCAAAAAGACAAUUACAAAAUCAACAAAAACUGUGAAUGUGGACUCUCGCUCCACAACAGAAUUCUAGACUAUAUUUUAGGAACUGGAAGUAAAUGAACUUUCAAGACUUAUAUGAAGAUUCUUUUUGUAUUGUCUGAAGAGGACAUAUAUAUAAUAAAGCUAACAGUCAUUUCAUUUAAAGCAAUUUAAGAUAAAGGCAACUGGUCUGCUUUGGUUCUUAGAAAGUGUAAACUGUUCACAGUUUCUUCAGCCUAUAUCCAUAUAUAUGGAUCCCAAAAGAUAUAAAAUAAUAACAUUAAAAAUAAUCAUUCAAUAUAUUGAAAUGCUAUCAUUCUUAAAGAACUUAUGUCUACUUUAUUGAGUUAUGUUUAGUAAAACAUGUGUCAUGUAACCCAAAAUGUACAGGUAUGACUUCUUGUGAAUGGAAUUUCCAACAUGGCUAAGUUUGCCAUGAACAAAUACAAUCAAAUUGAUGCGUUUUAUAUUAAUUCAUUCAUAAACAAUUAUUCACACUGAGCUUCUGAUAAUUUUAUAUUAAUAUUAUUUAGCUGCACAGAAUAUUAGCAAACAGCGACUGGGACGCGUCCAUGUAUGUUUUGUAGUCUUAAUAGACUUACUGUAGUUACCAACAUAACAUGUUUCUGCAGGCGCAGAAAAACAACCGGAAACGCGUCGGUCUUCCGGAAGUGAUGAAGAUAUAUAAAAUUACCAAAAUCCGAGCGCUGUUGUCGUUGAUACUUUUAUGCGUUGUUGUUAAUGACGCUGUCAUUAAUGUGAAUAACAUCGUCAUUUUAUGUUUUCUGCUUUAGUGUUUCAGCGUCACAUCUGGGCAUUUAGCUUUAGAUUUUCAAAAUAAAAGCUUCGUUUUUAGCAUUAUAAGUAUUCUUUCUCAACUUUUAAAGUGUCCUAGCAUAAUAAUGCACGUUGAAACUGACGAUGUCUCACGGAACACUACUGUGCCGCCGCACGCGGUUUGGGAAUAAAUUAUCUGCAUCAUUCCCUUUAACGAAAUAGCUUUUAUUUCUAAAUUUACACAAUGACACGUCCCAACACGUUUAAAAGGAGAAAACAAACCAAAACUACUACUACUGUUAAAUAAACAUUUUUAAAUGGCUCGUUGGUGAAGUGUGACAAAACAAAUCAAUAAAUAAAAGGAAUUACAAAUAGCAAACAAGACCCCAAAUAAAAUUCAGCUCUUUAUUUUAAGAGAAACGGUGUACACAAUGUUGAAAUGGUAUGCAAAUGCAAAUUUAAAAAUUAAUUAACUAAUUAAUAUGUUUCCUACCCACUAUACGUGUUUUCACCAGAGACAUUUUAUAAUAA
Cynoglossus semilaevis (tongue sole) is the source of this 2981-nucleotide messenger RNA. RefSeq names its product purinergic receptor P2Y2, tandem duplicate 1 (gene p2ry2.1). Gene Ontology annotation, molecular function: G protein-coupled UTP receptor activity; A1 adenosine receptor binding. The record is from RefSeq and is a predicted model, not a curated record. The transcript is spliced from 6 exons. Gene Ontology annotation, biological process: G protein-coupled receptor signaling pathway. Lineage: Eukaryota; Metazoa; Chordata; Actinopteri; Pleuronectiformes; Cynoglossidae. The coding region runs from base 610 to 1725 and encodes 371 amino acids. Gene Ontology annotation, cellular component: plasma membrane.